This is a messenger RNA of Serpula lacrymans var. lacrymans S7.9, 1095 nucleotides long. RefSeq lists its product as uncharacterized. The coding region runs from base 1 to 1095 and encodes 364 amino acids. Lineage: Eukaryota; Fungi; Basidiomycota; Agaricomycetes; Boletales; Serpulaceae. The transcript is spliced from 6 exons. Gene Ontology annotation, biological process: peptidyl-hypusine biosynthetic process. The record is from RefSeq and is a predicted model, not a curated record. Gene Ontology annotation, molecular function: deoxyhypusine synthase activity. Gene Ontology annotation, cellular component: cytoplasm.
AUGACCAUGGUACCCAGUUCCAACCAUGUCCCUAUGGGCGCAUCAGCUGCUGUUCUACAGCCUUCUGAUCCCAUCCCUGAAACUGCCGUUUCUGUUCAAGGACCAAAUUUCGAGCAAAAUCUGUCAUUACAAGAUUUCCUCAAGUCUUAUGAGCGGAUUGGAUUUCAAGCAAACAGCCUUGGAAAGGCUAUAGAUAUCGUCAAUCGUAUGCGAAAAUGGCGCUUAUCUGACGAGCCUCUGGCCGAAGAUGAAUCUGAAGAUUACACCGCCCCGGAAGUCAGAGCUUCGACACGGUGCAAUAUAUUUCUUGGUUACACCUCAAACCUCAUAUCAUCCGGACUUCGCGAAAUAAUCCUUUACCUCGUCAAGCAUAAACAUGUCGCGGCGAUUGUUACAACUGCUGGUGGUAUCGAGGAGGAUUUCAUUAAAUGUCUAGGCAAGACUUAUCUAGCCGACUUCAACAUGGAUGGCGCAGACCUUCGGAAAAGGGGAAUGAACCGUAUAGGGAAUCUUAUCGUGCCCAACGAUAACUAUUGCAAGUUUGAAGAUUGGCUCACCCCGAUUCUCGACUCUAUGCUGUUGGAGCAGCAAACUAGCGGACAAGUCUGGACCCCUAGUUCCUUCAUACGACGGCUGGGAAAAGAAAUUAACAACGAAGAAUCAGUGUAUUAUUGGGCUUAUAAAAACGACACUCCCGUCUUUUGCCCUGCCCUAACUGAUGGGUCCUUGGGAGACAUGAUUUAUUUCCACUCUUUCCGCACUCCCGGGUUGGUCGUCGACAUCGUGGGCGACAUACGUGCCUUAAAUGAAAUGUCAAGAAAAUCGCGGAAAGCAGGCAUGAUCAUCCUUGGCGGGGGUGUAUGUAAGCACCAAAUAGCUAACGCCAUGCUAAUUCGUAAUGGCGCCGACUAUUCGGUUUUCAUAAAUACAGGUCAAGAGUUCGAUGGUUCGGACUCUGGAGCUCGCCCUGACGAAGCUGUUUCUUGGGGGAAAAUUCGUGCUGGCGCAGAAUCUGUGAAGGUUUUCGCUGAUGCUACAUUAGUAUUCCCCAUGUUGGUUGCUGCGACAUUUGCACAAGAGUCAUCAGGCCAAUAA